GAAGAAAAAUCGUAGCUUCGAUGUUCCGACAUUUUGUUACCGAAACCAGCGUAAUCGAGUGGAUCACCAGUGUAAUAUAAGUGCAUCGACAAUAAUUCUUAAGAGACAAGCCUAAUUGGGAUGGACAUACAACGCGAAGAGAAAUCACUAGGGCAUCAAACUUCGUUAAUUCUCAACAAUAGACUAAGGAGACUAAGAUUACCCGCAUAUUAUUUAAAGCGUUUGAAUGUCAAUAUGAUCUCAUUGACCAAGAAGGAAAUGAAUGCCGUGAUGUUUAAUUAGACAGUGCAGGGUUAGAUAUCAAACCAGUGACUAUGAAUGAGGACUCGUAUGAACAUGACGUGGUCACAUCGCAUUUCGAAAAUACGACCGAUUUUGGAGAAGAUGAUAAAUGGGAAACCUCUGCCACGCUUGUAAGGUAUUGGGUUGAGACGAUUGCUUUACCGAUAGUAUUAUCACUGGGAAUAUUGGGUAAUCUACUUAAUAUGAUAAUACUAACCCGAAAACAACUUCAAGCUAAAAUGGAUGAAAUGGAAAAGUCUGGACAUAUUUUCCUUAUUGCUUUGGCAGUUUCGGAUUUUCUUUUCUGUGUGGCUGAAUUUCCUCUUGGCUUUAUGCACCGAACUAUUAUCUACGACUCAGAAUGCUUCAUGCUUUACUACAGAGUGUACCAUUCUGGGAUCAUCAAUAUGUUCAUACUCUCCUCAACAGCGUUAACUGUAGUUAUGGCCGUUAGUCGAGCCACGGUCGUGCUUUUUCCAUUAAGGGCACGGAGUUGUAUGACCUUGACAAAGGUCAAGGUCACGUUAGUCUUGGUUUAUGUUAUAUCGGCCAUCUUGGCUCUUCCUAGAUACUGGACACUAAAGAUCAGAAACUAUGGAACAAAAUCAAAAGGAAUGUAUAUGGCAGAUAUUGGUGUAUUAAACGAUCCUGAUUACAAACAGGGGUAUCUUGUAUAUAAACUGUUAUGGAGUCUAAUCGGAGCCGUCAUCCCCUUCAUCCUUCUAAUCAUCAGUAAUGUUUGUUUGAUAAAGACAUUAAGAAAAUCAUUCAGAAUGCCUGAUUGUCAUGGUAACAGAUCAGUGACGUCAUCGAGCAAUCGUUUAACACACAUUCUCGUUGCUAUCGUUAUCAUAUUUUUGCUCUUAGUAUUCCCUGCUGAAGUUUUGAAGUUAAUAAGUAUUUUUCGGGAAGAAUCGUCCACGAGUCCCAAUUUUGAAAUCGCAGCUAUCGUCACAAACUUUAUGCAAAGUUUAAACUUCACUUUGAAUUUUAUUCUUUACUACUCAAUUAACGUACCUUUUAGAAAAACAGUUUUGGAUUUCUUCCGAUGCAUAACAAUGGAACAGAAUGCUCAAUGUCAGCGCAAUGUGAACUCCACCUAUCGGCACUAUAAGUUUAAAUCAUUCGUAUCGACACCGAUCGUAUCAACCCAGUCAGCGCAGUCACAGUGUAUUGAGAUGAGUGCUACACACACGUUUGUAUUGGAAAUCAAAGAAGUGAAACCCGACACAAACCUGAAAAAAGAAACUGAAAUAUGAAACGUUAUAAUUUAUGUAGUUGUGGUUGACUUAAAUAUUUAUUGAUAUAUAUAAUUAUCCAUGAAGCCAAUCACUUGAACACUCUAUGUAAUUGAGAGUCACGGUUGCAGUCCUUUAAUUAUUCACAUCAAUCGAAAUUAAUUGAACUUGUUUUGAAUAAGAAAACCAUUUAGAUCCAACCAUUAAGUUAACAGUUAGCUACAGCGUGGCCCACAAAUGCGACCCGCAAAUUUAGAAUUGCUUUCUCAGUUUCAUCUUAGAUUUGUCUGUAAAAG
Messenger RNA from Owenia fusiformis, 1816 nucleotides. The record is from the annotation of a GenBank genome assembly. NCBI's taxonomy places the organism in Eukaryota, Metazoa, Annelida, Polychaeta, Sabellida, Oweniidae.